Messenger RNA from Thalassophryne amazonica, 9422 nucleotides. RefSeq names its product UPF0606 protein KIAA1549-like. The record is from RefSeq and is a predicted model, not a curated record. Lineage: Eukaryota; Metazoa; Chordata; Actinopteri; Batrachoidiformes; Batrachoididae.
CAGCAAAGCCUUGUUUGGACAUGACACACCACUCAACGGAAUUAUCUGGAGAUGUUUCAAGAUUAAUGGGUUCACCACCAUCAGCCUUACCAGCCUUACACAUCAUCACUUCAGGGAAGUCACACCAGCCCAGUGCCCUGUCACCCAUUCCUGCACGUUUCCACAGAGCUAGGACUGCUAGUGUCAUGCAUUUUCACUGGGGACAUGCACCUUCGCAAACAUUUACACCAAGUGACCUCCAUACAAGUGAUGUACAACCUCUUUCCACUCCCCAGUUAGGCCUACUUGACCCUGUACUUGGGUCCAGCAUAACACUUAAAACUCUGGUUUCCGCAGAUUGGAAGAUAACAGAGUCAAAUUUUGCCAAGCAACCCAUAGCUGACUCUCCAGUGUUUCUAACAUCGCAGCUGCCUCUUGUUUCAAAUAUAUCAGCACCAUCAUUAAGCCCAUCUGUAUUUACCAGUUCAAAAACACCACAUCUUGUGCUUAAUUCUGACCAGAUAACUCUCGAGGAGCCACUAUUUUCUCCGAUUGAGCAGCAGGAGAGAGGAUCAGAACACAUGCUAGUAAGCAUGACCUCACUUGAUCUGCCAAAAUUGGCUUUCACAGACCUUCAGGCAGAUGCAUCUCACAGCCGCAAUCAUUUUGUUUUUGACCCCAAACUGUUUGUAAAAGCCUCAUCUAAAACCCUGGAUGUGAACCAGCUGAACCAGCCUCGCAGUGCCCCACUGCAACAGUCCAACUCAUCACAUGGGUUUCAUAUGCUACCUACUCCAGCUGUUAUGCUGGCCUCUAGCUCCUCAGUGCCUUUCAUCAGUCCUGCGUCACCUUCAGCAGAAUCUGCUGAGCUCUUUCCAGAGGAUUUCUUCCCAACCAACACUAUGGAUAUAGAUUGGGGGUCUGGGGACUAUUUGGAAACUAUGUCGUUCUUAGUUUCAGAAGGAGGUGACUACUCCUUAGUCACCAAGUUACCUUCUGACAUGUAUGAUUUGGAGGAUGUCACAGAACGUUAUGACACAUCUUUCCCUUCAAGGGUAGGCAUAUCUCCAUCAUCCUUACAACCUCUUCCUGUCUCACUUUCUUACAGUCCCACAUCAGCACACAGCAUCGCCAUUCCACUUACAACCACUUACCCUUCUUAUUUGUCCACAAUUCAUUACACACUUGAGCCUACUCCCACAGGUCAUGGUGAUACCUCUGAUGCCUCAGACAUAGACUGGUCAGAUACUCUGACCAUUGAACCAACAGAUGUCCUUCUUCCUGAUAUGAACAGCUUGGAAUAUUACACCACUCAGUUAUCCAAGGAGAACGUCAGUAAAGAUACUGGAGCAGAACACAAAGGGAUUGUUUCUAUUUCACAGUAUUUUUCUGUGGAGUCAGUCAGUGCUAAGCACAUCACACCCACCAACAGCUACUAUGUGCAGCUAAGCAACAUACUCACUGUUGCAUUUGGUGGUGAACAGCCCCAACACAACAAUGAGACGAAGUGGACUGAGGACAGUACCUCUGGUGACGUUUCAGGGUUUGAACCUAGUGAUGUGACAGCUACAAUACCCACCACAGAUCAGAAUCUGGCAAUAAAUACCUCUGAGCUUUUUGUGUAUGCUUCACAAGAAGCAUCCCCAUUCUUUGAGCUCUCCUCUUCCAGUAGGGCUGGUCAUAUGCCCACCAGUGACUGGUCUACACAUACACCAACUGUUGCACUGGACACACCCGUUAUACCUCCCAGUACUGCCUCUGUGCAGCCAGAUGACACAUUUUUCUCCUCUCUGACAGAUGUCCAUUGGUUUGUCACAGAGUCUUUCCUACAAAGCACCGUACAGACUACUGCAAUCAUACUUCCAACUGAACCUAUUGCCCACACAACAGCCAAUACAACAGCAGUAACUCCAAACAUCACUGAUACUACUGCUGAAUUGAUUCCCAACAUCACUGCACCUACACCUGAAUCAACACCUAACACCACUUUGGUUCCUCCAUUUAUGAUGGGUGAUGAAGGGACUGAUGGAUUCGACAUUCCAGUUACAUUUACCUUGAGCCCAACAGGCAGUGAAACUAAUACAGGGUCUGUUGUACCAACUACUACAACUUCCACAACUACAUCUCCUCAAGCCACAACCACAGGUACUGCCUCCACUCAUCUCAGCUUCACCUCUGUCACCACUGGGACGAUCCUGACUUCAGCAUCAACAUCAAGACAGUACCUCUGCAACAUUAACAGGCCUGCUUAUUUAAUAAAAAUUGGUUUUCCUUCUGGUGCAACUGUUGGAUUUGCCAAAUCUCAAGUCAGAGACAUCCUGAAAGCAGAAUUCAACAAAUCAAUUGAACUGCAGGUUGUGGAGCCCCCACCAAAAUUUGCAUUUCGAGUAGUGUCUGGUCCAGUUGUCUAUACAGCUAUAUCAGUCAUCAGUGCUUUGCAAAGGUCUGGGCGCCGCUUCCUGUCUUUGUCUGCCAACCGGACAAUUCCAGGCACUAAAUAUCAAGUCCACACAGUGUUGCAAUUUGUACCGAGCCAUAUAGAUAUACGUGUAUGCAACUUCAGUGAGAGCCUUGAGAGAGGCUUAACCACGGCUUUUGCAGAAAUGCGACAGCAUACACAGGACUCAAGCAACUUUACAGUACAAAUUGUAAAUAUCACUAUGGCUGCUUCCAACUACCAGCAGCAACAGGUUGUGAGGGAACCAGUGGACAUAAUUUGGACUGUGCAUGGUUCCAAGGGUUAUCUGCUGGGAUCAGAGGUCAGCAGUGCUCUCAUGAAGUUCCCCGUGGUGGAAUUCAGCUAUUACAUGGGCUUUCCUGUACUACAGAUUGCUGAGCCUUUCCAUUAUCCAGAGUUGAACACCAGCCAGCUGCUUCGUUCUUCAUGGGUUAGAACAGUGCUUCUGGGUGUGCUGGACCAGAAAGUGGGUGAGAGAACCUUCCAAGCCAAUAUGGAGCGUCGGAUGGCCAUGUUACUUGGGGAAGCAAUGGGACUAAUCAAACGUGUUAAAAGAGCCACCAGCAUAGGAAACAGCAGCGUUCAGGUUGUAAGUACGAGCCGGUUGGAAGGAGCGGACCACCCUUUGGCGAUGGUCUACUUUGUGGAGGAUCCCAGUGGCCAGAGAAUGCCUGCGGUCCAAACAGCCAACCUGCUCAACAGCCUGGAUGUUCAGAGGGCUGCCAUUGUCUUGGGAUAUCGUAUCGAGGGUGUUUUGGCACAGCGUGAACCUUCAGGCAGAUGCAUCUCACAGCCGCAAUCAUUUUGUUUUGACCCCAAACUGUUUGUAAAAGCCUCAUCUAAAACCCUGGAUGUGAACCAGCUGAACCAGCCUCGCAGUGCCCCACUGCAACAGUCCAACUCAUCACAUGGGUUUCAUAUGCUACCUACUCCAGCUGUUAUGCUGGCCUCUAGCUCCUCAGUGCCUUUCAUCAGUCCUGCGUCACCUUCAGCAGAAUCUGCUGAGCUCUUUCCAGAGGAUUUCUUCCCAACCACUAUGGAUAUAGAUUGGGGGUCUGGGGACUAUUUGGAAACUAUGUCGUUCUUAGUUUCAGAAGGAGGUGACUACUCCUUAGUCACCAAGUUACCUUCUGACAUGUAUGAUUUGGAGGAUGUCACAGAACGUUAUGACACAUCUUUCCCUUCAAGGGUAGGCAUAUCUCCAUCAUCCUUACAACCUCUUCCUGUCUCACUUUCUUACAGUCCCACAUCAGCACACAGCAUCGCCAUUCCACUUACAACCACUUACCCUUCUUAUUUGUCCACAAUUCAUUACACACUUGAGCCUACUCCCACAGGUCAUGGUGAUACCUCUGAUGCCUCAGACAUAGACUGGUCAGAUACUCUGACCAUUGAACCAACAGAUGUCCUUCUUCCUGAUAUGAACAGCUUGGAAUAUUACACCACUCAUUCCAAGGAGAACGUCAGUAAAGAUACUGGAGCAGAACACAAAGGGAUUGUUUCUAUUUCACAGUAUUUUUCUGUGGAGUCAGUCAGUGCUAAGCACAUCACACCCACCAACAGCUACUAUGUGCAGCUAAGCAACAUACUCACUGUUGCAUUUGGUGGUGAACAGCCCCAACACAACAAUGAGACGAAGUGGACUGAGGACAGUACCUCUGGUGACGUUUGGUUUGAACCUAGUGAUGUGACAGCUACAAUACCCACCACAGAUCAGAAUCUGGCAAUAAAUACCUCUGAGCUUUUUGUGUAUGCUUCACAAGAAGCAUCCCCAUUCUUUGAGCUCUCCUCUUCCAGUAGGGCUGGUCAUAUGCCCACCAGUGACUGGUCUACACAUACACCAACUGUUGCACUGGACACACCCGUUAUACCUCCCAGUACUGCCUCUGUGCAGCCAGAUGACACAUUUUUCUCCUCUCUGACAGAUGUCCAUUGGUUUGUCACAGAGUCUUUCCUACAAAGCACCGUACAGACUACUGCAAUCAUACUUCCAACUGAACCUAUUGCCCACACAACAGCCAAUACAACAGCAGUAACUCCAAACAUCACUGAUACUACUGCUGAAUUGAUUCCCAACAUCACUGCACCUACACCUGAAUCAACACCUAACACCACUUUGGUUCCUCCAUUUAUGAUGGGUGAUGAAGGGACUGAUGGAUUCGACAUUCCAGUUACAUUUACCUUGAGCCCAACAGGCAGUGAAACUAAUACAGGGUCUGUUGUACCAACUACUACAACUUCCACAACUACAUCUCCUCAAGCCACAACCAGGACUGCCUCCACUCAUCUCAGCUUCACCUCUGUCACCACUGGGACGAUCCUGACUUCAGCAUCAACAUCAAGACAGUACCUCUGCAACAUUAACAGGCCUGCUUAUUUAAUAAAAAUUGGUUUUCCUUCUGGUGCAACUGUUGGAUUUGCCAAAUCUCAAGUCAGAGACAUCCUGAAAGCAGAAUUCAACAAAUCAAUUGAACUGCAGGUUGUGGAGCCCCCACCAAAAUUUGCAUUUCGAGUAGUGUCUGGUCCAGUUGUCUAUACAGCUAUAUCAGUCAUCAGUGCUUUGCAAAGGUCUGGGCGCCGCUUCCUGUCUUUGUCUGCCAACCGGACAAUUCCAGGCACUAAAUAUCAAGUCCACACAGUGUUGCAAUUUGUACCGAGCCAUAUAGAUAUACGUGUAUGCAACUUCAGUGAGAGCCUUGAGAGAGGCUUAACCACGGCUUUUGCAGAAAUGCGACAGCAUACACAGGACUCAAGCAACUUUACAGUACAAAUUGUAAAUAUCACUAUGGCUGCUUCCAACUACCAGCAGCAACAGGUUGUGAGGGAACCAGUGGACAUAAUUUGGACUGUGCAUGGUUCCAAGGGUUAUCUGCUGGGAUCAGAGGUCAGCAGUGCUCUCAUGAAGUUCCCCGUGGUGGAAUUCAGCUAUUACAUGGGCUUUCCUGUACUACAGAUUGCUGAGCCUUUCCAUUAUCCAGAGUUGAACACCAGCCAGCUGCUUCGUUCUUCAUGGGUUAGAACAGUGCUUCUGGGUGUGCUGGACCAGAAAGUGGGUGAGAGAACCUUCCAAGCCAAUAUGGAGCGUCGGAUGGCCAUGUUACUUGGGGAAGCAAUGGGACUAAUCAAACGUGUUAAAAGAGCCACCAGCAUAGGAAACAGCAGCGUUCAGGUUGUAAGUACGAGCCGGUUGGAAGGAGCGGACCACCCUUUGGCGAUGGUCUACUUUGUGGAGGAUCCCAGUGGCCAGAGAAUGCCUGCGGUCCAAACAGCCAACCUGCUCAACAGCCUGGAUGUUCAGAGGGCUGCCAUUGUCUUGGGAUAUCGUAUCGAGGGUGUUUUGGCACAGCCUGUUGAAAAGGUGGCAUCCUCACCCUCUGACAGCAACAACACCAACACAUGGAUUGUUAUCGGUGUGGUGAUUCCCCUAAUGGUGGUCAUUAUCAUCAUUUCUAUCCUCUACUGGAAGCUUUGUAGAACAGACAAACUGGAGUUUCAGCCAGAUGCCAUGACCUCCAUCCAGCAGCAGAGACAAAAGCUGCAGGCUCCCAGUGUGAAGGGCUUUGAUUUUGCAAAGCUGCACUUGGGUCAGCAGAGUAAAGAUGACAUCAUGGUGAUACAGGAGUCUGUUCCACCAGGUCCUGGUGCUGGGUCGCUCCCCAUGUCUCUUAAAGAUGGCCUCAGUUCUUCUCAGAAUGGAGAACUACCCACUCCCAUAUCCAAAACUUCAGCCUCCUCCACCAAGGCAUCCCGCAGCAGUCGAAGACGAGAAAGGGUGUUGCCAUCAGACGGUGAUUCAGUGGUAAGUGACCAUUCCAGCGAGCGGGAGUCGAAUGAGGAGAACCUGAGAGCCCACGCCAUGCCCUGCGACAGCAAACAGACUCGCAAGGUCCCCAUCAAUGUUUUAAAUGGUCCUCCACCUAUCAAUGGUACAAAUGAGCAGCUGUCCUCAGCCGCCAUCUUUGAACACGUUGAUCGAAUGUCUCGUGCUACAGAGGCAAGCAAGAAACAACCCAACAAAGUCCAGCUAAUCGCCAUGCAGCCCAUGCCUGGUCCCCCACUGCCGAGCUCCCCCAUCAAUGGCAAACUGUCUGAGACCAGUCAGAUCAACAAAGAGGUCCAAGUUGCUUUACGACAGAAGUCAGAGAUUGAGCACCAUCGCAACAAGAUACGUCUGCGUGCCAAAAGGAAGGGUCACUAUGAUUUCCCUGCCAUGGAUGACAUGACCAGUGGCCUUGGAGACACCAGGGAGCAGGAUCACAUCUGUCACAAAGCACAAAUUCAGAUUGAUAAGAUCCUGGACCCAGAUUGCCAGAUGUCUUCUAUCAUCAUAGAACCCAAGAAAUGUGGCCGAGGGAGACGUUCUCCCAAACAGAGACUGAAGGAGCAGCUGAAUGGAGGCAUGAUGGAUGCAGACAAAGAUCACCUGAUCGCUGACGACAAUGAUGCCGCUUACAGAAAGUGUCCUGGGGUCAACAAUGUGGCUUACGUGUCGGACCUCGACCAAGGUCAAGGGUCCCCCCACAGGAGCCCCUCCCCAACAGAUGACGUCUUCCUUGGUCCGACUUCCUCUCCUCCAGAUUACGCUCCUCCCCCACCCCCCUACAUGCCCCCACAACCUUCAAUUGAGGAGGCGCGGCAGCAGAUGCACUCCCUCCUGGAUGAUGCCUUUGCCCUUGUGUCACCGACCUCUCAGGGCAGCACAGCGGGGAUCACUCUCCCUGGGGUCAACACCCACCCUCCUGGCUCCAGCCCACCAGGCCGGGGCCCUAGACCAUGGGGCUCCUCUUACCAAGCUCUUGGUCCUUUUCCUAGUAGGUACAGUGAGCUGAGUAUAUCGCCCCCUGCAGUCCAAUGCCUGCUACCAAGGCAGGGUCUCGGCUCGUGUUACCUGCAGCCAGGAGAGACGCCGACGCAUGGCGAGCAGCUCCACGGCGACAGCCUGUACUGCUGCAGGGGCUUCUACGCUGACGAUCUGCCCUCAUCUGCCAGACCACGACCAGUAGGGGGCGCUACGGGCCUCCCUCUUCAUCACCUCACACAGGUGGGCCUGUCCACCCGGAUGAACGGUUACCCAGCAGGGGUCAGGGCAGCUCCAGGCCAGAAUGGAGGUCCUUGUUGGAACCAUUACCAUGACAACACCUGCUGCCAGGCGGAACCUGAAAAAGAUACAGUGACCAGGAGUGCUGUCCGGGAACCGUCUGCACCCUCCACACACCUGGACACGCACGGGUUGGGGUAUCUGUCAGCGCCACAGCCUCUGGACUUGGCCCCUCCUCCCCACUCCUCCGCCUCCCUGAUCAAGGCCAUCAGGGAGGAGCUGCUGCGUCUCUCCCAGAAACAGGCGGCUGUGUCCAGCUACCACAGCUGAAGCCCCGCCCUCUCUGACAAUGCUUCCCAUGGAAGCAAGCGACUGCGCAGCAGAGAUGUAGUCCUGUUGUUGAACUGACGAGGGCACUCAUGAACAGGACUUGCAGAUCUGGCUUUGUGGAUCAGGAUGUCACGUCCUGGCUUCUGUGGAUCUCCUUUUUUUUAACUUCUUUGAGAUUUUGCCACAUUUCAUUCAGCUAAGUGUUUUGCGUUUUUCUAAUCUAAGCAGAAAUAUUCCCAAACACAUCUUUAUGACAUCAUUUCCUUUGACUUGCUUCACUAAUUCCCCAACUUCAAUCUCUUCAUCAUCAUUCACCCGCUGAUGGGUUUUUUGUUCCUGCUUUGCCUUGACACUGUGAUUUAAUGGACCUGACCUCAUCGGGUAAAUCCACAGCCACGCGUCAUAAGUCUCACAUGCAGUACUUAUCUCUCGUCACUGUGUGGCAGUAGUUAGUUUAAGGUGAAAUGUUUGCGUACCUGUUUUAUUUAUGUUUAGCAACUAAAAGAGAAAAACUGAUGGACUUGAAACAAGUGUUAGCGAGGUACAUGAAGAAAUACAGUGUGUACUGUGUGUACUCAGUAUUUAGUUGUAAUUCAGACUACUUGGUCCAGAACAGGUUUUCUAAAAAUGAAUUCUGAGCUGCCGAACCAAUGAGACAUUUGAUUGGCUGAGUUCUCUGAUAGAAAUUGUUUUGUUUUUUUCUCAUAUACUGAGGUGUGUUUUCAACGGAGUUUAAAUGGUUAGUGGCUUAAUUAGUUAAUCAAGAAGCAGAAAAUAAUUGUCAACUAAUUAAUUAACCCUGUAAGGUAUGUAUCAAGAAAAAAAUGACAUUUGUUCAUCUUCUCAGAUGCGACGAUUUGCUCCUUGUGUUUUAACAAUUAAACUUUUGAACUGCUGUUAAAAUCUUUCACAUUUUAUAUAUUUUCAGUCUUAUUUUUUCACUAAAUGGGUCCAAACCAGCAGCAAAAUGUCAUAAAGUAGCUUUAAUCUGGUUAACUGAGAUAUAAUCCUAUUAAACACCAGGAUACCUUUUAAAGUGCUCCAGACUGAUGUUACAACAGAUAAAAGUUGUUGUGGAACAUGUUUGAAAUGUCUCUGGGGCUGAUUUAAACUGGUUAAGUUUGAGAUUAACUCAUUUUGUGUAAUUGUAAAAAAAAAAAAAAAUCCACCUGAAGAGUUAGAGAUUUUUUUAUUUUUAUUUUUUUACUAAUUGCAUUCUGACAAAUUAUGAUGGAACAUUUUUACCUUGUUCAUCCCAAUUGUAGAAUUUAAAAAAAAUCUAAAUUAUAAAGUAAUUAAAAUAAUCAUUAGCUGCUGGUGUAGUACUGAGUCAUCAUGUGUUUUAUGCAGUAUUUGAAGUUUUUGUUUUUAUCCAAAGGAAAAAGAAAAGUGGUUUAAGUCAUUUUUGCUGUUUUGUUAUUAUUAUUUCUUCAGGUUUAACUCACUGUUCACCUCACUUAGUGUUUUGAAGAUUUUGUAGUUUUUUUGUUUUGAUGUCAUUGGAGCUUGUCAUUUGGACCAGAAAUGAUAUUUAAAUUAAACAAAGAAUUAUUUAAUUUAAAAAGCCAGGUGCUGAAAAUAUGUUGGUUUGUUUAGGACUCGUCAGAUAACUUUUUU